Molecule: messenger RNA, 3507 nt
Organism: Psilocybe cubensis
Lineage: Eukaryota; Fungi; Basidiomycota; Agaricomycetes; Agaricales; Agrocybaceae
Exons: 23
Coding region: 1-3507 (1168 amino acids)
Source: RefSeq, a predicted model, not a curated record
AUGUCCUCAGAACAUACUACCUUCGAUUUACCUAUUGCAGUAGCAGCUGUGGAUACUCCUCGACCUGACCCUUUGGACUUGGACGCAUUACGUUCACCGCAGGUCAGCCAAUCAUUCAAUGACCGAUCGUUGGCCCGAGAAUCCGUAGCGGUCACCGAAUUCAACGAUAUUGCUCUCGACGACGACUCUUUCUCUCCGAUUGCUUUGACUGCACUUCCUAGUAACCAAGAGACGCCAGACUCUCAGCCUGAAAAUGAGACUUCCAGUCGCCCUAACAGCACUUCAUUGCCAAAUAUUUCAACCCUUCAAUUUUCUCCUCCAAAAUCUCAUAGAAAGACGGCUUCUACAACUACAAUCCGUUCUGGUCAUGAGCCAACAGCAUCGGUAUUCAUGAAUCGUCUAGACUUGCAAGAGAAUGGGGGUAAAGCACGGGGCAGCAUUGACGGUCAAGUCAAACUACAGGAGGAAUUCGCAAGAUUACAGGAGAGAGAAACAGAGGUGAAUACUGCCAAGGAGGGUGCAAUUGAUUGGGAUUUCUGGGGAGCAGUAAUAUCUGACUACGGCGGCUUUGCUUCUGAGCGUCCCGAAGAACUGGCUCAAGCUAUUCAACGAGGCAUCCCUCCAACCCUUCGAGGAAUGAUGUGGCAACACAUGGCGGCCUCGAAAGAUCCCGAACUUGAAACAACGUACUUAAAUCUACUCAAGGAACCGAGCAAACACGAGAAAGCCAUCAAAAACGAUCUGGGAAGGACUCUUCCUCAUCACGCUGUCUUUACCGAUGGGCAGGGAAUUGGCCAGGAAAAUUUAUACAAUGUCUUGAAGGCAUAUUCUUUAUAUGAUCCCCUGGUGGGUUAUUGUCAAGGCUUGCCAUUUAUUGUGGCCAUUCUCCUCUUGAAUAUGCCAGAUGAAGAGGCGUUUUCUCUUCUAGUCAGAUUAAUGUCCGUAUAUGAUCUUCAAGGACAUUUUUUGCCAGAGAUGCCAAAACUUCACAUGCGCCUGUUCCAAUUCGACCGUCUGGUUGAGGAUAUGUUACCCGUUCUUCACGUUCAUUUCUUGCGUCAAGGCAUUAAAUCUACAAUGUACUGUUCCCAAUGGUUUUUAACCUUAUUCAGUUAUCGAUUCCCUCUUGAUAUUGUAUUCCGAAUAUACGACAAUUGCCUUGCCAAUGGCAUUGAAGCUAUAUUUGGUUUUAGUAUUAUCUUGCUGAAAAAGAAUGAAGACACUCUUCUCUCCCUCAAAUUUGAUGAAAUACUGGCAUUUUUAAAUACAAAACUAUUGGACUGUUAUCUGAUCGAAGGCGAAUCUGGGCUUGCUGACGACUCAGCCAAAUACAGAGUAGAUGAUUUUGUGACGGAUGCGGUAUCCUUGCGCAUAACACCAUUUAUGCUUGAUUGCUACAGACAUGAAUACGAAGACAACUUGCGUGAGAUAAAUAAACAUGCCAUUCAAAUAGAUGAACUUCGAAGUACCAAUCGAAGUUUAUUGACUCAAGUCAAAGCUUUGGAGAAUAGUUUGGCUCAGUUGAAUGUUGAACAUGUCGAAGUUUUGAAUGAACUUGUAAAACAGCGUUUAAAGAACGAGGAGAUGGAAGAAGAGCUCGUACGUUACAAAUUGCUUUAUGCAGAAGCCAUGGACCAGCAAGAAGGAGCCAAUACCUCGAAUCGAAUAUCGCUAGCGCAGAUGAUGCAAAGCUUGAAGAGAGGGAGCACAGGCAAGGGCGUCCUCUUGUUCUCAGGUCACUUUCUCUCUCCCGCCAUGUUCGUCCUUGAACUCGUUGUCCCCAUCGGUCUCGGGUUCUCCUUUCUUUGGCAGCCCGUCCUAGCCUAUAUUCCAGCAUCUCCCACAAAUUCGACCCAUGAUGCCAUUGCAGGCGGACUAAACAUAACAGAUAUAUCAAGUCUUCGCAUUCAGUGGUACUCAAAUGGGUCAGUUACACUGUCUUAUUUCGAGCACGUCUCCUACCAAUUAGCGGGAAAUGAUAGCAAAGGGAUUAGUAAAGGUGCUCUAGUCCAUUUUUCUGAGGAAAUGGCGGACACCUUUACAGCUCCAACCUUAACUCCUUGGAUAGCUCUGGUAUCUUGUGACAAGAAUGCCACCAAUGCUUCCAUGGAAGUGGAUAUCUUUACUUUGGCUCGAGAUAAAGGUGCUGUUUCGGCGCUCUUGUUCUCGCUGUACUCAACGGCAUGUGUUAUCAAUCGUGAAUACUCUGAUCCAGCUACUUUUGAUCAAGUGUUCGACAUAUUCUCAACCCAAAGCUCCACAAGUUCCCAUCUCAUAGAAUAUCAAUUCGGUCAACUGAGCGCAAAUAAAAGUCUUCGUAACUAUAACUCUGCAAUGCUGAAUAACUCUGCGAACGAUAUUCAACGAUCCAUCAAUGAGGGUGUCCCAGUUUCUCCUGGAUAUCUGUUGACCGUCCUCCAGGCGUACAACGCCAUAGACAAUACCUCUGGCCCUGGAAAUCCCACUAGUGAUGCUACAAGCGCAGGUACGGGUAACAACCCUCCUAAUACUGCCCUUGCCAUGAUUAUUCUUUAUGCCAUCACUGGUUGCGUGUCAGCGUUGUUCUGCAUUGUCAUUAUAUCCGGUGCAAUUCGGGCAAUCCGACAUCCUGAGCGGUAUGGCCCUCGUGCUCGUAUGGGGGGUGAUGGAGGACCGCCUCAAAGCCGUGCAAGAGGGUUGACUCGUGCCAUUCUUGAUACCUUUCCGAUUGUGAAAUUUGGUAGCAAUCAAGCUGGACCAUCACAAUCACCUUCCUCCCCAAGAUAUCCGCUCGACAAAGAUUCAGAGGUUCAGAGUUCAAGCUACAACAUUGAAAUGGGUGCAAUUCCGACCGGUAGUGGAGCCAACACGCUUGCUGAUGCCGGCCUAAACCUUGCAGAGUCCUCAAGCUGCUCAGCUCCAGGUAGUCGACAAACGGAUCAGGAACAGGAGUUGCAAGAUCACAAUUCAUCGGGGUCACGAGAUAUACCCAACAGUCAUUCACUAUCAGCCCUACAAAAUGCUAGUGAUAACCUAGCUAGCAGACAGCGACCCUUUGUUGGCCUUGGAGAAGGAACGUCACGAGAUAUCCCCCCAGAAUCUUCCUUACCAGCGCAAGAUGACGUUGUGCCAGCAUCAAUCGGGCGCGAAACUUGCCCGAUUUGCAUUGUAGACUUCGAAGAGGGAGAUGAUAUUCGUGUUCUGCCGUGCGAAGGCAAACAUUGCUUCCAUCAAAAUUGUGUUGACCCCUGGCUUCUCAAACUUUCUAGUUCUUGCCCUAUCUGUCGUCACGAUUUCCUUGCUCUGGAACAUAUGAUCGCUGGUCAUGAAGAUGAUGAGCAUGACUUUGAACAGGGAGAAAUAGAUGAACAAGUCCCCCAUGCCCGUGGGAAUGGCAACAGAGGACGAUUCUCUCGUUACCUGCGAUUUGCUCAUAGGAGGCAGAGAAGAAGGCGCGGUGAUGAAGCUGAUCCCACCGAUCCAUACAUGCCUACCGCCCCCAGCACUUCUAUGUAUUCUGGAAUGUAA